UUCAAAAAUCAUGAAGCGGAAGUACGAUCGCGAACAUGUUAAGGACGAACACACAACACCGACAACUGACAACACACCAAUUGAGAACGCACCAACCGAUGACGCAUCUACCGGAUUUAUAGUCGAUUCCGAGUACUUUGAAAACGUAUUGAGGCUAUUGAGAGAAGUAGUGCAGAAGCAAAACCAGCUGGAGCAAAGAUUAAAUAAUGAGAUGGUCACAAAAGCGGAGUUUGCUGCCCACAACAAAAUGUUGUCCGAAGUGAAGGUAGCAACAAAAAAAAUAGAGGUAUGUGUCUGCAAGAUGACAGGCGAAGCUAGCGACCCAAUAAGGGACGAAAUAGCCAGUAUGAUGCCUAUGGCAACGAUGGCCGCCGUACUCGAAGUGGAGGAAAAGUUGACAGACCCGAACUACACCCAAGCUAUGAAAACGUAUCUCCUCAAAAUAAAAGCUUUCUCUGACGACGUUGACGUUGUAGUCAAACAUUUGUUUACAGACAAAUUGUUAUAUAGUUUCAACUGGGAGGGUAAGUGGCAAAAGCGUGCCCUGGCGGAGCUGACUUUGGUUGACAAAGUGCUAAGUGAUAUUUACAAAACGCUUGGCGUUGCCGGCUUUGAAAAAAACAUGAGAAAAUCGGUUGGGCUCAGUCACAAUCGAUUGAGACAAAAAAAAUUUCUAAAAAAACAAAAAAAAUAGCUUUUUUUCUAUAUUCUUAUUAUUCCUUUUUCUUAUUGUUCCUGUUUUUAUGUAAGCUUUGUUCCAUUUAACGUUUGAAAAUGAAUUUUCAUCUUUAAUUUUUAAAUUUAAUAUACACUUAA
Rhagoletis pomonella (apple maggot) is the source of this 816-nucleotide messenger RNA. RefSeq lists its product as uncharacterized. The record is from RefSeq and is a predicted model, not a curated record. Bases 11 to 694 code for a protein of 227 amino acids. NCBI's taxonomy places the organism in Eukaryota, Metazoa, Arthropoda, Insecta, Diptera, Tephritidae. The transcript is spliced from 4 exons.